Messenger RNA from Colossoma macropomum (tambaqui), 1005 nucleotides. RefSeq names its product olfactory receptor 2AT4-like. Gene Ontology annotation, biological process: G protein-coupled receptor signaling pathway. Gene Ontology annotation, molecular function: G protein-coupled receptor activity; olfactory receptor activity. Lineage: Eukaryota; Metazoa; Chordata; Actinopteri; Characiformes; Serrasalmidae. The coding region runs from base 1 to 1005 and encodes 334 amino acids. The transcript has a single exon. The record is from RefSeq and is a predicted model, not a curated record. Gene Ontology annotation, cellular component: membrane.
AUGUUUUCUAGCAGUACCGAAAAAGUCAUAUUCACAAACAGUACGACCAACAUCCCUGAAUUUGUCCUCCGAGGCUUCCCAGGACUCCCUACUGAAUAUUACGGACUGCUAGGAACCUUUUUCUUCUUCAUCUACCUGAUUUUGGCAUCUGGGAACAUUUUCAUCAUUGUGUUUGUGGCCUAUCAGAAAAAUCUUCAAAAGCCUACUUACAUCAUCUUCUGUAAUCUUGCCAUAGCAGAUCUUGGAUUUGGAACUGUAACUGUUCCAAGAAUCAUUUCAAAGCACUGGAUGUCAGACAAGAUCAUAUCAUUUAAUGCUUGUUUCACACAAAUGUAUUUUGUCCAUUUCUUAGGAGCUACCAGCUCAUUUCUUAUGGCGUUAAUGGCCCUUGAUCGAUUUGUUGCCAUAUGCAACCCCCUCAGAUACCCAGCAUUGAUUAAGAACUCCACUAUUGCAAUUCUUUGUUCUGCAGUUUGGAUCGCGAACCUUAUCCAGCUUGGUGGGAUUACUGCUCAGGCCCUCAGUGUUACUUACUGUGGCCCAAACAUCAUAUCCCAGUGCUACUGUGACCACUUUUCAAUAGUCAAACUGGCUUGUGCAGACAUAACAGCCAUAAAAAACACUAGUUUUGUUGUUGCUAUCUUGGUACUAUGGGGUCCUUUAGUUUUUAUAAUAUUUUCUUAUGUAUCGAUCAUUAUUUCAGUCAUGAAAAUCUCAAAUAAGGAGAGCCGAUACAAAACCUUUUCAACGUGCACUCCUCAACUGUUUAUCAUCUGCCUGUACUAUCUCCCCAGAACGUUUGUCUAUUUGUCAAACACUUUUGGCCUUGAUUUGGGAACCGAUACCCGCAUUAUGUUGACUAUGAUGCACAGUUUAUUCCCUGCCCUUAUCAAUCCAUUCAUAUACUGCUUCAGGACCAAAGAAAUUAAAGACACAUUAAUGAAGAAAUUAAAGCAAAGACAGGUGGGAGUACAUGGAAAACAUAAUUUAACUCAACUUAAAUGA